AUGGCUGAUGCUCAUGAUACUGAUAAGAACAUUGAGGUGUGGAAAAUCAAGAAAUUGAUCAAGGCUCUUGAAGCUGCCAGAGGAAACGGGACGAGUAUGAUUUCCCUUAUCAUGCCCCCGCGUGAUCAGAUAGCUCGUGUUACCAAGAUGCUUGGCGAUGAGUUUGGAACUGCUUCAAACAUCAAAAGUAGGGUGAAUCGACAGUCCGUGCUUGGUGCAAUCACUUCUGCUCAGCAGAGGCUUAAGCUUUAUAACAAGGUUCCUCCCAAUGGGCUUGUUUUGUAUACUGGCACAAUUGUGACUGAUGAUGGAAAGGAGAAAAAAGUGACCAUUGAUUUUGAACCAUUUAGACCUAUCAAUGCUUCUCUCUAUCUUUGUGACAACAAGUUUCACACUGAAGCUCUAAAUGAGCUCCUGGAAUCUGAUGACAAGUUUGGAUUUAUUGUCAUGGAUGGUAAUGGCACUCUGUUUGGAACUUUGAGUGGUAAUACAAGAGAGGUGCUUCACAAGUUUAGUGUGGAUCUUCCAAAGAAACAUGGAAGAGGAGGGCAAUCAGCCCUACGUUUUGCCCGUCUUCGGAUGGAGAAGCGUCAUAACUAUGUGAGGAAGACUGCUGAGCUUGCAACCCAGUUUUAUAUCAAUCCUGCUACCAGCCAGCCUAAUGUUUCUGGAUUAAUACUUGCUGGUUCUGCAGAUUUCAAAACCGAGCUUAGUCAGUCAGAUAUGUUUGAUCCCCGUCUUCAGGCAAAAAUACUUAAUGUUGUAGAUGUUUCGUAUGGAGGGGAGAAUGGGUUCAAUCAGGCUAUUGAACUGUCAGCUGAAAUUCUGUCUAAUGUCAAGUUUAUUCAGGAAAAACGCUUGAUUGGAAAAUACUUCGAGGAAAUUAGUCAGGAUACAGGGAAGUAUGUGUUUGGCGUUGAUGAUACUCUUCAAGCUCUGGACGCAGGAGCUGUUGAGACACUUAUUGUCUGGGAAAAUCUGGAUAUGACUAGGUACGUUUUAAAGAAUAGUACUACUGGUGAAGUUGUCAUUAAGCACUACAACAAGGAGCAGGAAGUCGUCCAAAGCAAUUUUAGAGAUCCUGAAACCGCUGCUGAUUAUGAGGUUCAGGAAAAGCUGUCUCUGUUGGAGUGGUUUGCAAAUGAAUACAGACGGUUUGGUUGCACUCUUGAGUUUGUUACCAAUAAAUCACAAGAAGGUUCACAGUUUUGCAGAGGUUUUGGUGGGAUAGGUGGGAUCUUGCGUUAUCAGCUUGAUAUGAGAACAUUUGACGAUUUUUCUGAUGAUGGAGGCGUGUAUGAUGAUGAAUAG
Messenger RNA from Lathyrus sativus (Indian pea), 1311 nucleotides. The record is from the annotation of a GenBank genome assembly. Lineage: Eukaryota; Viridiplantae; Streptophyta; Magnoliopsida; Fabales; Fabaceae.